AUGAAGAAGUAUUUCAAGAAUUCGCUCAAGAGAGCCGUAUUUGCUCCGUGGGGAUUGGCCCUGGGAACCCCUGAGGCCCCGCCGGGGUGUACGUAUAUAGAACUGCCCGCUCCUGCAGGUUUGGGGUGGGGGGAGGACAAAGGACCAGCUUUUCAAUUCCAGAAGCUUAUUGCAGUUGAGGAAGCGGUCAAUAAAGAGAGGCAGAACUACCAAGACAAAAUAAGAGCAGGCAGCAGCAGGAACUACUGCGUUGUCUGUGAAAAAGAAGUUGUUGCGGGCCAGGCUCUUCGUUGUUCUUCUUGCGGCGCAACAGGAGCUACCUGCAGUGCCAGCGGCGCCUACUCAGAAGGAAAUGAGGCCGGCGGCUUGCUGCCCGACGGGUUCAACCCCAAUCGCCCCCCGUCGGAGCCAGAAGAAGGAAGUGCCCCAGGAGCCGCUGCGUCCUUGCCUGCGUGUGAGGGAGAGGACUCAGGCGUGCGUAACUCCCAGGAGGGCGGCGGUGGCGAGACCAGCCUCAUCCACGAAUUUGGGGCCGGAGUUGAAGUUGGCGGAGAAGAAGAGCCUGAUGAACGACCCGCAGUUUGGUGUCACCACAAGAACUGCAAAAACGAUGCAGAUGCAAAAGGCCUGCUCAUUUGCACCAAGUGCCAGAGGGGUUUCCACGCGGGAGCAGUUCCCGUGGGACAGAGACACACACCAGACAUCAAUUCCCAGAUUUACAGACACUACACGCUUGCUGGAUACCAGCGGCAGUGUAUCGUGAGCACAGACGCGCAGAACAGGCGGACAAUUGGAGAGGCUCGGGCUGCACCGUGCAGAUUUGCCUGCCCAGCGCUGCGGUGCCUGUUUACCCCAAAAAUGCCAUUGCUGAUGACAGGCGCAUGUUCACCGCAGAAGCGCCGCUUCACACCAGAGGUGCCUGCACACCGCACAGGCGCCUGCGCACUGCAGAGGUGGAUGUACACCUCAAAGGUGCCCACACACAUCAGCGGUGCGUAUUCACCGCAGACGCGCCUUUACAUUUCACAGGCGCCCGCGCAUACGAGAGAUGCCCAUCUACUUGACGGGCGUCUCUACAGCCCAGGUAUGCAUGCACACUUGAGAGCAGCCGGUGCACGAGAUAGGCGCCCUUACAUCUCUGGGGAGCUUGUUCGCCUCGGGAAUGCUGGCGCACCACAGAGAUACGUAUAUAGUCGGCAGGCGACUGCAUACCCGAGAGGCAGCUUUACGCCUCAGAGGUAUCUGUACACCGCAGACGUGCCUGCACACCCAAGAGGUGACGGUGCACAUGACAGGCGUAUUGACACAACGGAGGUGCUUGCACACUCCAGAGGUGUCUCAGCGCCUCAGAGAUUGCAGUACACUAGACAGGCGCCAACUCGAGCAAGGGUUGCGUCUAUACCUUGUAGGUGUCUGUAUGCUCGUCAGAUUCCUGUACGCAGUAAGGUUGCCUCUGCGCUGCAGAGGUGCCUGUACACACGGUUUGUGGCCGUACAUUUUGAAGGUAGCAGUACACCGGUGAGUGAGUGA
This is a messenger RNA of Eimeria necatrix, 1530 nucleotides long. RefSeq lists its product as hypothetical. The coding region runs from base 1 to 1530 and encodes 509 amino acids. The record is from RefSeq and is a predicted model, not a curated record. Lineage: Eukaryota; Apicomplexa; Conoidasida; Eucoccidiorida; Eimeriidae. The transcript is spliced from 3 exons.